CAAACCAACUGGUUUUGACAAAAUCCAAUGGAUGAUGGAAUCUGCUAUAAUACACACCCAACCAACAAUCAAACCAACCAGUUCACACAUCCCUAGAACCUCAUGCAAAGCCACAACUUUCAGAUAAUGGGUCUAUAGUUUCAGAUUUUGUGCUGCAAACCAGUGGUGCUUUUUGGGUGUUUGUUUUGCUAUAAGAGUUUGAAGACUGGGGGUCAUUUCUCAUUUGGGUUGUGUGUGCGCUUUAGGGAGAUGGGUGUGAUGGGAGAUACGUUUACUCAGCUUCUGAUACCUGUUGCUGCCUUGGUGGGAAUUGGGUUUGCUCUGUUGCAGUGGCUUCUGGUGUCUAAGGUUAAGGUUUCUGCUGAUUCUGACCUCAACAAUGGGUACAGCGAUAGGUUGAUUGAAGAAGAGGAGGAGGGUAUUGACCAUGAGGAUGUUGCUGCUAAGUGUGCUGAGAUUCAGAAUGCCAUCUCUGUUGGGGCAACCUCAUUUCUGUUUACCGAGUAUAGGUACCUUAGCAUCUUCAUGGGUGUUUUUGGUGCCAUCAUUUUCCUCUUUCUCGGUUCAGUUAAGGGCUUCAGCACCAAAAGUGAGCCUUGCACUUAUAACACAGGCAGUCUAUGUAAACCAGCCUUGGCAAAUGCUCUGUUUAGCACAAUUGCCUUCUUGCUUGGUGCUAUGACCUCUGUCCUCUCGGGUUUUCUUGGCAUGAAGAUUGCAACCUAUGCCAAUGCACGAACAACUCUGGAAGCAAGGAAGGGUGUCGGGAAGGCAUUCAUAGUAGCUUUUCGCUCUGGUGCUGUGAUGGGGUUCCUACUUGCUGCCAGUGGACUCUUGGUUCUGUAUGUGUCCAUCCAUUUAUUUAGUCUGUACUAUGGAGAUGAUUGGGAGGGACUUUAUGAAUCUAUUACUGGUUAUGGCCUUGGAGGCUCUUCAAUGGCACUCUUUGGAAGAGUUGGGGGAGGUAUAUACACAAAAGCAGCCGAUGUUGGUGCUGACCUUGUUGGAAAAGUUGAACGAAAUAUCCCUGAAGAUGAUCCACGAAACCCAGCUGUUAUUGCCGACAAUGUGGGUGACAAUGUAGGAGACAUUGCUGGGAUGGGGUCUGACCUGUUCGGGUCUUACGCUGAAGCAUCCUGUGCUGCUCUCUUUGUUGCAUCAAUAUCGUCCUUCGGCAUCAGUCAUGACUACACAGCCAUGUCUUUUCCUUUGAUUAUAAGUUCAGUUGGGAUUGUGGUUUGCCUGGGAACAACGCUUUUUGCAACUGAUUUCGUUGAGAUUAAGAAUGUUAGUGAGAUUGAGCCGUCCUUGAAGAGACAACUUCUCAUCUCAACUAUUCUGAUGACUGCUGGGAUUGCUGUAGUCAGCUUCUUUGCCCUACCAUCAGAAUUCACUCUCUUUAACUUUGGAAGCACAAAGACCGUAAAGAACUGGCAUCUCUUCUUCUGUGUAUCAAUUGGCUUGUGGGCUGGACUUGUUAUUGGAUAUAUUACUGAGUAUUACACUAGCAAUGCUUACAGUCCAGUGCAGGAUGUGGCUGAUUCUUGCAGGACUGGUGCUGCAACAAAUGUGAUUUUCGGGUUGGCUCUGGGAUACAAGUCUGUCAUCAUUCCAAUAUUUGCCAUUGCCAUUGCUAUCUAUGUGAGUUUCAGCAUGGCUGCCAUGUAUGGAAUUGCAGUGGCAGCUUUGGGAAUGCUCAGCACUAUCGCUACCGGGCUUGCCAUUGAUGCGUACGGCCCCAUAAGUGACAAUGCUGGUGGUAUUGCUGAAAUGGCUGGAAUGAGCCACAAAAUACGUCAAAGAACUGAUGCUCUGGAUGCUGCUGGAAACACCACUGCUGCCAUUGGCAAGGGUUUCGCUAUUGGAUCAGCUGCUCUUGUUUCUCUUGCUCUGUUUGGUGCCUUUGUGAGCAGAGCAGGGAUCGAGACUGUUGACGUCUUGACUCCAAAGGUCUUCAUUGGGUUGAUCGUAGGAGCCAUGCUUCCAUACUGGUUCUCAGCCAUGACAAUGAAGAGCGUGGGAAGUGCCGCUCUAAAAAUGGUCGAAGAGGUCCGCCGCCAGUUCAAUACUAUUCCAGGGCUGAUGGAAGGAAGAGCAAAGCCAGACUAUGCUACCUGUGUCAAGAUCUCUACUGAUGCUUCUCUCAGGGAGAUGAUCCCACCUGGUGCCCUGGUCAUGCUUACUCCACUCAUUGCCGGAACUCUCUUUGGAGUUGAAACUCUUGCUGGAGUUCUUGCUGGUUCACUGGUUUCUGGUGUCCAGGUUGCCAUAUCAGCUUCCAACACAGGUGGGGCAUGGGAUAAUGCAAAGAAAUAUAUAGAGGCCGGUGCUUCUGAGCAUGCUCGGAGUCUAGGCCCCAAGGGGUCAGACCCCCACAAGGCAGCUGUGAUAGGUGACACAAUCGGCGAUCCCCUCAAGGACACCUCUGGCCCUUCACUCAACAUCCUGAUCAAGCUCAUGGCGGUCGAGUCCUUGGUCUUCGCUCCGUUCUUCGCAGCUCAUGGCGGCCUGCUGUUCAAAUUGCUCUGAACCUGAGCCGUUCUUUGGUGGAGUUGAUCAGUGAUGAAGCAGCAAUGUGAAAUGAACUGCAGUAAUGUUAACUGAACUUUUCUUGUAAUUUGUAGUUCUAAGAUGUAAAAAAAUGGACAAACAAGGUGGGGGGGACACGGCUUAACGAGCGAUGAUCCGCAAUUUUACUUCGAAUAAAUAAGUUUAUGUGCA
Vitis vinifera (wine grape) is the source of this 2721-nucleotide messenger RNA. RefSeq names its product H+-pyrophosphatase. The record is from RefSeq and is marked provisional. NCBI's taxonomy places the organism in Eukaryota, Viridiplantae, Streptophyta, Magnoliopsida, Vitales, Vitaceae. Gene Ontology annotation, cellular component: membrane. Gene Ontology annotation, molecular function: inorganic diphosphate phosphatase activity; diphosphate hydrolysis-driven proton transmembrane transporter activity. Gene Ontology annotation, biological process: proton transmembrane transport.